Molecule: messenger RNA, 1847 nt
Organism: Oncorhynchus nerka (sockeye salmon)
Lineage: Eukaryota; Metazoa; Chordata; Actinopteri; Salmoniformes; Salmonidae
Product: acyl-CoA Delta-6 desaturase-like
Exons: 14
Coding region: 287-1651 (454 amino acids)
Biological process (GO): lipid metabolic process
Cellular component (GO): membrane
Molecular function (GO): oxidoreductase activity, acting on paired donors, with oxidation of a pair of donors resulting in the reduction of molecular oxygen to two molecules of water
Source: RefSeq, a predicted model, not a curated record
UGAUGAUUUGAUUGGAUAUAUGAUCAGAAAGAACUGAGUGUAUUUUUAUGAAUAAGAAGAAGAGAGGAAAAGAGGAAAAGAGAGAGGAUUGCACAUCUGGAAAUGUUGGUAUUCGUCAUUCGAUAUUUUCAGCAACUGAAUUGAACAACACAUUUUGUUGUACAACGCUGUCUGGAAAACAUCUCCCUUCCCUCUGGCAGAAGAAUCGCAGUGUGUUUCAGUUGGACAGACUGGACAGAGCGCAGCCGACACAGCGACGGUGUGAGUGGAGCAGAGAGAACCGAGGAUGGGGGGCGGAGGUCAGCAGACGGAGUCAAGCGAGCCGGCCAAGGGUGACGGGGUUGGGCCCGGUGGAGGGCGAGGUGGCAGUGCAGUCUACACCUGGGAAGAGGUUCAGAGGCACUGCCACAGAGGCGACCAGUGGUUGGUCAUCGACAGGAAGGUCUAUAAUAUUACCCAGUGGGCGAAGAGACACCCGGGGGGCAUCAGGGUCAUCAGUCACUUUGCUGGAGAAGAUGCCACGGAAGCAUUUUCCGCAUUCCAUCCUGAUCCGAAUUUUGUCAGGAAGUUUCUGAAGCUGUUGCUGAUUGGAGAGCUGGCACCGACAGAGCCCAGCCAGGACCAUGGGAAAAAUGCAGCACUGGUGCAGGACUUCCGGGCCUUGCGCCACCGUGUGGAGAGUGAGGGUCUGCUCCGUGCCCGUCCCCUCUUCUUCAGCCUCUACCUGGGCCACAUCCUGCUACUAGAGGCCCUGGCUUUGGGCCUGCUCUGGGUCUGGGGGAGCAGCUGGAGCCUCACACUGCUCUGUUCCCUCAUGCUGGCCACGUCUCAGGCCCAGGCUAGCUGGCUGCAGCAUGACUUCGGCCACCUGUCAGUCUGCAAGAAAUCCAGUUGGAAUCACGUACUGCAAAAGUUUGUAAUUGGACACCUAAAGGGUGCCUCUGCUAACUGGUGGAACCAUCGUCACUUCCAGCACCACGCUAAGCCCAACGUGUUUAGUAAAGAUCCUGAUGUCAACUCACUGCAUGUCUUCGUCCUGGGAGACAAACAGCCUGUAGAGUAUGGUAUAAAGAAGUUGAAGUACAUGCCCUACCAUCACCAACACCAGUACUUCUUCCUCAUUGGACCUCCACUACUUAUUCCAGUGUAUUUCCACAUCCAGAUAUUGCGGACCAUGUUUUUACGACAGGACUGGGUGGAUCUGGCGUGGUCGAUGAGUUUCUACCUUCGCAUCUUCUGCUGUUACUAUCCCUUCUUUGGUUUCUUUGGCUCAGUAGCAUUGAUCAGCUUCGUCAGGUUUUUGGAAAGCCACUGGUUUGUAUGGGUGACCCAGAUGAAUCACCUUCCUAUGGAGAUGGAUCACGAGCGACAACAGGACUGGCUCACCAUGCAGUUGAGUGCUACUUGCAACAUUGAACAGUCAACCUUCAACGACUGGUUCAGUGGACACCUCAACUUUCAGAUUGAACACCAUCUGUUUCCUACCAUGCCCCGUCAUAACUACCACCUGGUGGCUCCUCUGGUUCGUGCUUUGUGUGAGAAACAUGGAGUUCCCUACCAGGUCAAGACUUUGCAGAAAGGCAUCACUGAUGUUGUCAGGUCACUGAAGAAGUCAGGGGAUCUGUGGCUGGAUGCGUAUCUCCAUAAAUAAAUCCCUUCCUGACUCUGGACGGGAUUUAAUCCAUCGCAGAUUAACGACCUGCGAACAGAGAGGACAUUUCCUAGACGUUUGUGUUGAUAAUGAUCGCUGCAAACAUCGUGGAUGUUAGCUCAAGCGUAAAUCACCUUUUUAAAAAGUCAAUCACAGUGCACAGGUCUGCAUGUCAAACUUGAUGUCUGGUGUGAAA